UUAUAUAUAAUAUAUACAUGUAUAUAUUCGGCGGCCGAUAAAUGUUCGCGCGCGCAAAGAGAGAUAGGUUAUAAAAGGGAAGUGAUUGACCGCCUGACACGAUCUCGUCUGUCUCUCUCUCUCCCUCUUUCCCUCUCUCUCACUCUCCGUGUUUAUCCGCGUUUAACCGCAAGUCGUUCCCCGCUUCCGAUAUCGCGAUGAGGGAUUCGUAGCGGAGGCUUAAAGAUAUUCUAAUCUGCGAGAGGUAAAUCUGUCAAUCGGUGCCAUCUCUCUUAAAACGCUGAUAAGGAUAUGGCGAUAAGGCGUGGGAUUUAAACGUGCCGGGUGCCUAGAACGCAGCUGGCAAAAUGGGCAAGUUGUUGUCAAAGAUCUUUGGCAACAAGGAGAUGCGUAUUCUCAUGUUAGGACUGGACGCUGCAGGAAAAACUACAAUAUUGUAUAAACUUAAACUAGGACAGUCUGUGACAACUAUACCAACUGUAGGAUUCAAUGUAGAAACAGUUACCUAUAAGAAUGUUAAAUUUAAUGUAUGGGAUGUGGGUGGCCAAGAUAAAAUACGUCCGUUAUGGCGUCAUUAUUACACUGGGACGCAAGGACUUAUUUUUGUAGUAGAUUGUGCAGAUCGGGAUAGAAUCGACGAAGCCCGCCAGGAACUUCAUCGAAUCAUAAACGAUAGAGAAAUGCGUGAUGCGAUUAUCUUAAUUUUCGCUAAUAAACAAGAUCUUCCUGAUGCAAUGAAACCGCAUGAAAUACAAGAAAAAUUGGGAUUAACUAGGAUACGAGAUAGAAAUUGGUACGUUCAGCCAUCUUGUGCCACAACAGGAGAUGGGCUUUAUGAAGGCCUUACGUGGUUAACCAGUAAUCAUAAAUUAUGAGCAAAUAUUUAUUUUCACAAAUUAGCAUAUAUAUAUAUAUAUAUAU
Nylanderia fulva is the source of this 921-nucleotide messenger RNA. RefSeq names its product ADP-ribosylation factor 6 (gene Arf51F). Gene Ontology annotation, molecular function: GTP binding; GTPase activity. Lineage: Eukaryota; Metazoa; Arthropoda; Insecta; Hymenoptera; Formicidae. The record is from RefSeq and is a predicted model, not a curated record.